Messenger RNA from Lasiosphaeria miniovina, 246 nucleotides. RefSeq names its product DASH complex subunit Dad4. Lineage: Eukaryota; Fungi; Ascomycota; Sordariomycetes; Sordariales; Lasiosphaeriaceae. Bases 1 to 246 code for a protein of 81 amino acids. The record is from RefSeq and is a predicted model, not a curated record. Gene Ontology annotation, cellular component: DASH complex; mitotic spindle. Gene Ontology annotation, biological process: attachment of spindle microtubules to kinetochore. The transcript has 5 exons.
AUGGCCUUGGGCUGUGGUGGUGCGGGCGAUGCGAUCCCCCACGAGCACCAGCAGAACUUGCUUCUGUCGCGCAUUAUCACAAAUGUGGAGAAACUCAAUGAAGCGAUCGUGGUGAUGAACAAGGCUCUCCAGGACAUCAACAUCCAGAAUAUGAACAUCGAGCUGGUCGCCCAGAUGUUCAAGAACUACCAGUCAAACGUCCUCUUCCACCUCGAGGCCACGGACAAUCUGAAAGAGCCCGCAUAG